ACAACUACCGAAGACAUCCUCUCGGCGUCUUAGGGAAGAAAGAACACUUGCUUGCUGGCAAAUGAACACCUCCAAGCCAAAAAGUAUGGAAGUAGUUCUGAUGCUCGGCCUUGGUCUUCUUCUUGUUGCGGCAAACUGCACACCUGCAACAGCUGUUCCUAGCUCUGAAUGCAGAAGGCAGUGUGGCAAUGUUGAAAUAACCUACCCGUUUGGCAUCGGCAUGAACUGCUCCAUGCCGGGAGGCUUCGACGUCACCUGUCAGCGGGACCUAAAUGGCUUCCCGAAACCCUUCAUCGGUGGCCGUGAGCUUCUCGACAUUUCCUUGACCAACAGCACGAUCCGGGUGCUCAACCCCAUCACGACCUACUGCUACAACGACACCACCCCCGAGCAGCAGCUCAUAAAUGGUACCUCAGAGUGGUUGAAAACCGAUAGGAAUUCCCCUUUCCGUUUCUCGGAGAUUCGCAACAAGUUCACCGUCAUCGGGUGCAACACCCUUGGCGUCAUUGCCAACAACAACAGCGGCUCGGAGUACCUGAGCGGGUGCUUCUCGUAUUGCGGCAGAAAUCUGUCUGCCCAGAUGGACAGCUCGUGCUCAGGGAUGGGCUGCUGCCAGACAACCAUACCCAAGGGGAUGGACUUCAACGAAGUUGGCCUGGGAGUCAUCAAGGGUGCCUCCAACACAAGCCGAACCUGGAAGGGGUUCGGCCAGCAGUGCAGCUACGCCGUGGUCACGGAGGCAGCGGCGUUUAGCUUCCGCACCACGUACAUCACCACGACAGGAUUCAGUGACAUGGCUGCUGGGCGGGCACCUGCAGUUCUUGACUGGUCUAUUAGAAACGGGACAUGUGAGGUGGCCGAGCGGAAUCUGUCAGGGAGUUACGCGUGCCGCAGCGCCAAUAGCAAAUGCUUUGAUUCCACCAGUGGGUCUGCAGGGUACGUGUGCAACUGCUCCCAAGGCUAUGAGGGCAAUCCGUAUCUUCCAGAUGGAUGCAAAGAUGUGGAUGAAUGCAAUCAGGGGCGGCCAUGUCCUCCGGACGGCGUUUGCCGCAACACAGUCGGAGGAUACCGAUGCUAUUGUCCAACAGGAAGGAAAUAUUCUCAGUCAAACAAUACAUGUGUCUUUGAUACUGGCUUACUAAUAGGAGUUACAGUGGGCUUUCUUGGUCUCAUGAUUUUCUCUUUCUUCGGGUACAUGAUUCUUCAAAAAAGGAAGCUGAAAAAAGUUAAACAGGAGUACUUUCGUCAGCACGGAGGAUUGAUUUUGUUCGAGACAAUGAAGUCAGAGAAAGGUCUUGCUUUCACGGUAUUUAGUGAAGAUGAACUCAGACAGGCCACAAACAACUACGACAAGAGCAGAAUAAUUGGAAAAGGAGGCCAUGGAACGGUCUACAAGGGUGUACUUAAGGGUAAGCCCGUUGCAAUUAAGAGAUGCACACUCAUUGAUGAAAGGCAAAAGAAGGAGUUCGGUCAAGAAAUGCUGAUACUUUCUCAAAUCAAUCACAAAAACAUUGUCAAGCUCGUGGGCUGCUGCCUUGAGGUGGAAGUUCCUGUGCUAGUUUAUGAGUACAUCCCAAAUGGCACAAUGUACGAGCUUAUCCAUGGUGGGAAUCAAGAAUUGCAAACAUCUUUCAGCACUCUCCUAAGGGUUGCACAAGAAGCAGCUGAAGGACUCAGCUUCCUACAUUCUUACGCAUCUCCCCCAAUUCUCCAUGGUGACGUGAAAACCGCCAACAUCCUUCUUGAUGAAAACUACAUGGCAAAAGUCUCAGACUUUGGGGCGUCCAUACUAGCCCCAUCUGACAAGGAGCAGUACGUAACAAUGGUUCAAGGCACCGUGGGUUAUCUUGACCCAGAGUACAUGCAGACAUGCCAAUUGACCGAGAAAAGUGACGUGUACAGCUUUGGGGUUAUUCUUCUUGAGGUCCUCACCGGCGAGGUUCCACUAAAACUGUACGGGCCUGAGGCAACACGAAGCUUGACGUCAAAUUUCUUGUCUGCCAUGAAAGAGAAUAGUCUUUCUACAGUGGUGGCAAGCCAUGUAACAGAGCAAGAAAGCACUGAACUGAUUAGAGGACUUGCAGAGCUAGCAAAGAAUUGUCUCGAUAUGUGCGGCAGCAAUAGGCCCUCCAUGAAAGAGAUCGCUCACGAGCUCAGCAGAUUGAGGAAACUUUCAAUCCAUCCUUGGGUACAACUCACUAUGGAAGAGACGGAGACACAACGACUUCUCCGUGGACCAGCAGAUACUAGUUUUGAGACAGAAAGUAGUGGUAUAGGGUAUCCUGGGCCGGAUGGUGCGAACCAGCCGAUAAACCCAGUAAGUUCGUAUUAUGCAAGGUGACUAAAAUGAAUGUAAUACUCUAUUAAAAUUUGUAUUUCUACAUUUAAAUAGAUACCAUCCCUGCCCUCAAGAAUAAGUCAGGUUAUUAAAAAUCUUCUGUGUUGGUGA
Molecule: messenger RNA, 2449 nt
Organism: Panicum hallii
Lineage: Eukaryota; Viridiplantae; Streptophyta; Magnoliopsida; Poales; Poaceae
Product: wall-associated receptor kinase 5-like
Exons: 4
Coding region: 62-2341 (759 amino acids)
Biological process (GO): cell surface receptor signaling pathway; protein phosphorylation
Cellular component (GO): plasma membrane
Molecular function (GO): protein serine/threonine kinase activity; calcium ion binding; polysaccharide binding
Source: RefSeq, a predicted model, not a curated record